Messenger RNA from Plasmopara halstedii, 708 nucleotides. RefSeq lists its product as uncharacterized. The transcript has a single exon. NCBI's taxonomy places the organism in Eukaryota, Oomycota, Peronosporomycetes, Peronosporales, Peronosporaceae. Bases 1 to 708 code for a protein of 235 amino acids. The record is from RefSeq and is a predicted model, not a curated record.
AUGGUGGCCAAGGCGAAUUAUACGACGAGUGUCUGCAAUUUAUUUCGUUUGUAUAGCGUGGUGGUGCUAUUGUGUUCUGGACUUACCGUGAUAAAUACAGCCGCAGUAGCAUCCUCUGUUAUUCGAUACGGUAAUACGCACAGCUCGCAACCAUCAAGUAAAAAACUCCGUCAUUUUACCGAAGAGAGGGUUGGGCCAAGUCCAGCUGCGAUUCAAGAUAUAGUAAGAUCGAUUGCUACAUCAUGGCUUGGAAACCUCUUUCCGCAAAAUCUGUGGGUGAUGAGGUUAAAGUUUAAGCCUACUUUAGAAAACGGGUUACCAAAGGACGCAGAGAAGACAGCGAACUUUUUCGGAAGUCAAGAAUUUCUGGAUUGGGACCAUUUUGCCGCCAGUAAUUACGAAGGAGACGAACAGAUACGCGAUAAGCUGAUGAUCGAGGUGUUACUGGAACGUCUUCAAUUACCCCAAUUGCUUCCACAUCUCCGUGGUGAUGAAAACCGGGCAGACACUCUUGCAACUCGCCAACGUUUUGAUGCCGCGCUUCUUAACUUGUACGAUCUGCAGAAUAGACAUUACGAUAUGACUAAAGUCGUAUUGCCGUGGAUAAAUUCCAAACACGAUUCGGAACAGGAGCUCGCGGGUGAUCUCUUCAAACAGAUACAUAAUCUCAAAUUUAUCGAUCAUACAAAAAAAAAAGCAAGAACUUAA